CCGGUUUAAAUGUCACUAAUUUAAUUUGAGGUUAUGUUCCAAUUCAACUAAAAAAAUUUGUGGGGCGGUGUAUUUUCGUUAAUUACGUGCAAUUAAGCAUGAUCUACUGAACGUUUAACGAAUUAAAAUCGCGAAAAUGGCUCUCUCCGAAGUGGACAAACUGCAGCAACACCUCGCGCUGCUAAAGCAGGAAUACGCAAAGUUGCAAGACAAGUACAACGAGAUCACCGGAAAGUACAGCGUCUUAGCAUCGUCCGGCACGAACGAGAACUCGUUCGCCGCCUCCCUACUGCAACUAGUCGGCGGUUUGUACAAUUCGGAAACCUACAGCGACAUCAAAAUUAAACUGUCGGAUCGCACCCUGAACGCUCACAAGUUGGUCCUCAGCGCGAGAUCGGCGAAAUGGGGCAAGGAACUGCUCGCGAACAAGGAGCUGCUCGAUUGGUCCGAUAUGAAUAACGACGUGGGCGAGGCCGUGCUCGUCUGGCUUUACACCGACAAGAUCAAGCUGAGCUCGGACGACGUAACCCUCAAAGUGAUACAGGUCGCACACGAGUUUAAACUGCUAGAUCUGCUCGCGGCGUGCGAGCACGCCUUGAUCUCGAACGUUAACGUCCGAACAUGUGUGAAAUUCUACUCGGUCGCCGAGGAGAUUAAUGCGAACAACUUGCGCGAGUACUGCUCGUCGCUGAUAUCGACGCAUUGGGACGACCUGAACUCGUCCGAUUUCGAGCACAUGUCCGGGCCGCUGCUGUACAACAUGCUCAAGAGUAAAACGCAGCUGCCUCUGCACGCGGCGGUGCGGCUGCAACGCGAGGACGUCGUCUUUCUGUGUCUAGUCGAGAAUUCGUCCAGGCUGUCGGACAUUGUCAACGUGUGGGGCCCGAACGGAGAUCUGCCCCUCGACAUCGCCUUGCGCUGCAACAACUCGAGCAUAGCGACGACGUUAAUUCAGCACAACGCCGAUAUCAACAUACGCGACAUGCAAGGGGAGACGCUGCUUCAUCGCGCGAUAAAACGCGACGAUUCCUUUUCCGCGCUGUACCUACUCGAGAGCAACUGCGACGCGACCCUUACGACGCGGAACGAGAACGACUCGGCGCUCCACCUGCUGGCCGGAAGUAGCGGAAUUGAGGAUUCGAUUAAGUUGGCCGAGAAACUGGUCAAUAAAAACGUCGGGGUCAACUCGCAGAAUCGUCAGGGACUCACCGCCCUGCACAUCGCUAUAAUGGCGAACAACGAACCCAUCUUCAGCCUACUUCUGGCCCAGCCCAACCUCGAGAUCAACCUAAAGAGUGCCGAAGAACACAGCCCGCUUUACUUCGCCCUGCUGAAAUACGAGGCGGGCGACACGGACGAGCACAGCUACGUCUCGCAGCUACUGUCAAAGAGAGACAUUCAAACCAACCCCGUCUACUCGCAAACCUGCAACAGCCUCCUGCAGACGCUCAUCUUGGCGGAGGCGCGCAACGCCGCCCUAUUCAUAAGCGACCACAUCCAAAACCUCAGCCACGUAAACAUCGACGGCGAGACCGCCCUGCACACCGCGUGCGUCAAAAAAUGCGGCACGCUCGUCGAAAAACUGCUCGCCCUCGGCGCCUCGCCGAACGUCCUCACCAACGAGCUGCGCCAGACUCCGCUGCACUACGCCGUCUUGAGCGACUCGAAGAGCUGCAUUCAGGAGUUCAUCGACUACAACCGAAAGUUGGAAUCGCUCGAUCCGACCGAGAGCAAUAAAAUACCCGCCAACUUUAACCUGAAAGAUAUCGACGGCGAGACGCCGCUAAGCCUCGCGCUUAACGAGGGUUACAACGAUUUGGUACCCGUUCUGACCGAGGGCAAGGCGGACGUUAACGUUAGGAAUGCCAAAGACUUUACGUUGUUACACCAGGCGAUUUUGAAGGAGGAUUCGAGGACUGCAAUAUUUCUGUUGGAUAACGGUGCGGAUAUGAACGCGAAGACAGCAGAAGGUGAAUCCCCACUACAGCUGGCGAUACACUGCCGAUUGCCGGAAGUUGUCGACGCUCUAUGCUUGCGAGGCGUCGACAUGUCCGCCCUGGAUAGGUUGGGCAAUUGUCCGCUGUGGGCGGCCCUCGACUCGGGUCAGGAUAACAUCGGCAGCAUACUCGUGCGUCACGGUGUCGACACGGAUUGUUGGGGCGCCGGGCCCGAAGGUUGCCAACAAACGCUGUUGCACAAAGCAAUCGACGAAAACAAGGAGACGAUCGCGAUUUUUCUAAUUCAAGCUGGCUGUGAUUUGGACUCGCCGAGAAUGCCCGGACCUAGCGGUGAGGGGGGCGACGAGGCUAAGGAUAAGGCGUCGCCGCUGCAUUUGUGCUGUCAAUGGGGCUUGGAUGUUGUUGUGCGGACUUUAAUCGAGCACGAGGCGAAUAUAAAUUGUCAAGACUCCGAUAGAAAAACGCCCCUUCAUGUCGCAAUCGAAAACCAACACGCCGACAUUAUUUCCCUGCUACUUCAAGUACCCAACAUCGAUUUAACACUGCGCGACAAAACCGGACUGAGCCCAUUCGCCGCGGCGCUAACCUACCGAAACAAUAAGGCGGCGAAAUCGAUCCUCGACAGGUUACCCACCGCGGCCGAACAGUUCGACGGCAAAGGUUACAAUUUCCUACAUACGGCAAUAAAGAAAGGCGACAUCGAGAGUUUUCUGUUCUUGUUGUCGAUACACGUCGACGUGAAUUCGCGCAUACAGGACUCCACCUUGACUCCGCCCAUACAUCUCGCCGCUCGCUACAGUAACGAAACGCUCAUGCGCAGUUUGAUACUGGCAGGCGCGCGAGUGGAAGACCGGGACGCCCAAAAGAACACCGCCUUGCACGUGGCGUCCGAGGCGAACAACGCAUCAGUGAUAGCGGCGUUGAUACAGAACAACAUCGAUUACAACGCCUGCAAUAGCAACGGCGACAACGCCUUGCACAUCGCGGUUAGGGAAGGUCAUCUGAACGUCGUCAAGGCGCUCCUGACCGAAUCGCAGAUCGACGCCGAGCACGUCAAUCUGAAAGGCCGCAAUCCACUUCACGAGCUCUGCCGGUGCGGCAAGGAGAACGCGGCCGCCAUAUGCGAGUUCUUCCUCGAAUGCAUGCCCGAAUAUCCGAUCAAUCGGUCGGACGUCGACGGCAACACCCCUCUGCUCCUGGCGUACAUGAAGGGCAACGGGAACCUGUGCCGCGUCCUGGUCAAGGCGAACGCGUGUCUCGCCGCCGAGAAUAACGAUCGCGUCACCAUCUUCAACUAUCAGGUCGCCACCAAGCAGCUGCUGCACAAACUGCUCGAUCAGCUAUCGCAGCAGGUGCCCUGGACGCAGACGGACAUGUGCCAGGAGUGCGGGAAAAACUUCACGAUGACGAUACGGAGGCACCACUGCAGACAUUGCGGACGAAUUCUGUGCAGCAGGUGCUCCGAUCAGGAGGUGCCGAUAAUAAAGUUCGGCGAAAACAAACCGGUACGGGUCUGUAAGAUUUGCUUCGACGUUCUCCGCUUGAGCGCCAGUUAACACGUUUCGUUUUUUGUAAGUAUCAUCGUUUUUUACAAUUUGCAAAUUUUAUAUAACAAAUCGUCGAGAGAUUUAUUGUUUGUUUCCUUAAUCAUUCCAAAAUAUAUAUUUGUACCAUUAUAUAUUAUUAUGUGCAUUAUUAGCUUGUAAUAAAGUGCUUUAUCUAUUACUGAUUG
Molecule: messenger RNA, 3690 nt
Organism: Photinus pyralis (common eastern firefly)
Lineage: Eukaryota; Metazoa; Arthropoda; Insecta; Coleoptera; Lampyridae
Product: rabankyrin-5
Exons: 12
Coding region: 137-3514 (1125 amino acids)
Cellular component (GO): cytoplasm
Molecular function (GO): protein binding; metal ion binding
Source: RefSeq, a predicted model, not a curated record